Messenger RNA from Folsomia candida, 1681 nucleotides. RefSeq names its product pistil-specific extensin-like protein. The record is from RefSeq and is a predicted model, not a curated record. The coding region runs from base 126 to 1547 and encodes 473 amino acids. The transcript is spliced from 7 exons. NCBI's taxonomy places the organism in Eukaryota, Metazoa, Arthropoda, Collembola, Entomobryomorpha, Isotomidae.
UUUCUUUGAAAUAGCGUUCAUCAUAAUUUAAUUUGUACAUUACGAUGCAUUUUGUCCCAUAGACAAGCCGUCAGAUUAGUACGACUUAAUUAUUUAAAGCAUGCCUAACGCUAAACUUGAAGAAGAUGAAUGAAUCCGGAUCUUCACCUCUUCCAGGCCCACCUCAGCCUCAGCAACAGGCUGGACCACCCCCUGCAGGGGUUCCAAAUCAACCCAUUUACCCGCAACAGGGACCACCCCCUGCAGGGGUUCCAAAUCAACCCAUUUACCCGCAACAGGGACCACCCCCUGCAGGGGCUCCAAAUCAACCCAUUUACCCACAACAAGGACCACCCCCUCAACCAGGGAACCCUCAACAGCGCCCACUACAACAACCACCUUAUCCGCAGCAACCUGGUCAGCAGUAUCCACCCGGCCAACAAAAUCAACAGAGACCUCAAUACAUCCAAGGUCAACAACAACAACCACCUAACACAGGUCCUCCUCAGCAACCUGGAGGAAAUUUACCCCAAAAUUGGGCUCCACAACCUCAACAACCUGGACAACCCCCACCUCAAUGGUCACCUAAUCAGCAGCAGCAUCCAGUAGGGCAACAACCUGGACAACCCCCACCUCAAGGGCCACAAGGACCACCUAACCAGCAGCAGCAACAAUCUGGACAACCCCCACCUCAAGGGCCACAAGGACCACCUAACCAGAACCAGCAGCAGCAUCAACAACAUCCAGUAGGACCACCAGCCCCUGAAACAACGAACCCUUGCUGUUGUGACGCCUUAAGUGAAGGCGUUGGAUGGAUCUCUGCCUUUGAAUUUAUUUUCGGAAUUAUUAUGGCCAUCGUGUGUGUGUCCAAAGUCGUUAUGAGUGAAAGUGCCAAGACUAGGUAUAAUACGCGCAAGUCCCCUAACGAGCAGGAUGACAAUGGGCUGAGACAGUAUGGAGAAGCGCACGGCCUGACGCUGUAUAUCUUGAUCGGUCUUCACAUUGGGGCCAUCAUUGCCUCAAUAUUUCUUAUGGUUGCGGCAUCUAAGCGUUCUAGAAGCCUCUGCUUUGUCUGGAUUGUUUCCAUUAUUUUGAUUUCUAUCGGAGAAGUUGGGGUCGUUAUAUACGAUCAACUUACUGUAGCCAUCGUAUCCGCUGGAAUGAUUUUUUUGCGAUUAUAUUUCAUAUUCGCAGUUUGCUGUUUUGCUAGUGAAAUUUCAGUUUAUCCUAAUGGCCCUCCACCUCGCGUGGUUGUUAGACCAGCAGGAAUGUACCAACCUGCAAUGGUAUCGACAGCCCCAGUUGUAGUGACACCCGCUUACGGAUAUGCAUAUCCAGCGUAUGGAUAUGGAUAUGGAUAUCCCUACGGAUAUGGCUACGGUACCGACCUGGCGUUAGGAGUUGGGAUUGGAUACGGUCUGAGUGGGGGGUAUGGGUAUGGCUACGAUUAUUACAAUGGAGGUUAUUAUGACAGCUAUUAUGAUGGAGGAGGUUAUUACGAUGGAGGGGGCUAUGACGGAGGGGGCUAUGAUUUUGAUGGAGGAGGAUACUACGAUUCUGACUUUUAGUCCAACAAGCGUACCCUGAUGGACAAUAAUAGGACUCAUUUUAACAUAAAUUUUUUAUAAAAGUUGUCACGAAAAUCUAAAUUGUCAGUGUCAUUGGAGGAAUAAAAUGUGAAUUUGUUCACUUCAUGCGUUUA